Molecule: messenger RNA, 654 nt
Organism: Gryllus bimaculatus (two-spotted cricket)
Lineage: Eukaryota; Metazoa; Arthropoda; Insecta; Orthoptera; Gryllidae
Source: the annotation of a GenBank genome assembly
GUGUGUAGCUACGCGCUUCCGCGCUUCGCGGCGCUGCAGGGCCCGGCGUACCUGAGCGUGCCGGCGGCGGCGCUGCUGGCGGCGGCGGUGGCGGCCACGCUGGCGCAUGCGCAGUCGCGCGCCUCCACGCACGGGCGCGCGCUCGCCUGCCACGCCGCCGCGCUCCUCGCGGCCAACGCCUGCAACGCCGCCUACACCUUCAGGACGGAGCUGUGCCAACCGCUGGCUAUUGCAAUAAACUUCUUUCUGCUGGCAGCAGCAUUUUGGCUACAAGUCAUUUGCAUCAAUAUGGCUCGUGGAUUUAGUCAAAUGCUACGAAUCAAAAGCGCAGUUGGCGGCGAGCGAAGCGGCUUGAGAGCCUUCUGCCUUUACAGCCUGUAUGCGUGGGGGUUGCCAGUUAUUGCGACGAUAGUAAUAGUCAGCACCCUCUCAGAUUAUGCGUUCUCUGGACCUCUCUACCACACGAAGACAUGUUUCUUUGAAGAAGGACCCAUCUCCAGGACAAGGAAAACGAAUACGCUCUUCUAUUACUACGCUCCAAUGUGCAUCAUUCUCCUAAUGAACAUUUCCAUGUUUGCAUAUACUGCGUUGAAAAUUCGAGCUAUGAGGAAGGAUGUUGGCAUACUUCAUCAAAAGAAAGACGGACAACCUUCA